Molecule: messenger RNA, 978 nt
Organism: Boleophthalmus pectinirostris (great blue-spotted mudskipper)
Lineage: Eukaryota; Metazoa; Chordata; Actinopteri; Gobiiformes; Gobiidae
Product: chymotrypsin-like elastase family member 2A
Exons: 8
Coding region: 1-978 (325 amino acids)
Biological process (GO): proteolysis
Molecular function (GO): serine-type endopeptidase activity
Source: RefSeq, a predicted model, not a curated record
AUGAACAGAUUUGGAGACUGGGUAGAGACUCUGGAGGGGGCUCUGUCUCAGGUGGUCAGUCCAGGGUGGGAGAGGGUUGUCGGGACAGGCCUGUAUAAAGAAGGCUUCUGGGUAAUUGAAGAAAUACUUUGUGUGUGUGUUGUAGCGUGGGGCUGUGGCCGGCCCGCCCAUCCCCCGGUGCUGAGCAGAGUAGUGGGAGGAAAGGACGUGCGCCCCCACAGCUGGCCCUGGCAGGUGUCUUUUCAGUCUGGAAAGUACGGCCACUGGAGCCAUUCCUGCGGCGGGACCCUCAUCUCCUCGCAGUGGGUGGUGACUGCUGCCCACUGCCUCCUGGAUGGGUACAGUUACCGUGUGCAGCUGGGGAAGCACAGUCUGGAGGAGGAAGAGGACGGCUCCAUCACUCUGAGCGUGGCCAAGGACAUCAAGCACCCCAAGUACCACGACCAUCUGAGCCGAAAUGACAUUGCUCUGCUGAAGCUGGAGAGACCCGUCACCUUCUCUGACACCAUCCAACCUGCCUGUCUGCCACCAGCGGGCGCUGUUCUGCCCGAUGGAGCUCCCUGCUUCGUCACCGGCUGGGGUCGCCUCACCACUAUGGGCCCCGGGGCCGUUAUCCUGCAGCAGGCCCUCCUCCCUGUGGUGUCCUUUGAGAUCUGCUCUCAGGACGACUGGUGGAGCUUCCUCCUCACCAGAGACAUGGUGUGUGCUGGAGGAGAUGGCGUCAAGGGCUCCUGUAUGGGAGACUCAGGUGGUCCUCUGAACUGCCAGGGCUCUGAUGGGUCCUGGGAGGUCCAUGGGGUGGUGAGCUUCGGUUCGGGUCAGGGCUGUAACGUGGUCCAGAAGCCCAGUGUCUUCACAAGAGUCAGCGCCUACAACGCCUGGAUCAGCUCCGUGAGUCAAAGCUUUUACAUCUACUAUGAGCAGGAACUGAGGAAAGGCUGUGCCGGACUGAAGGCAAUAAAACAAGAAUCCACCUGA